AAGAGAAGGAAGGGGAGAGCUAAAUCAUAUCUGGUGCGACACGUUUUAAAUAUUUAAGACCAAAACUUUAAAUAAUAUGCAUGUAUGUUUUAAAGUUGAAUGGUUUAAACGUGGGAAUCGGACACGCAGCGAUUAAAAUGAAAAGCCAUUGAGAUGAAAAGUAGAGUUAUGGAGGACACCCCCGCGCGGUGUAAGAGUGGUUCAGUCCAGUGGUGGAAUUCCGAGAAGUGAGAGCUGAGCCUUCAGAGAAGUUCAGAUUCCAGGAACAGCCGAGGGACUGAUUUCUAAGAAAAACGCACCAGCAGAGUGUUAGCAUGAGCAGCACAGCGGACGGCUGCGUCCAGUUCAUACGGCACGCAGGUGACGUGCUGUUCAACUUCAACCGCCUGCGCAGCCGGAACAUCCUCACCGACGUCACGGUGAGGGUCGGGGGCCGAGAGUUUCACGCACACAAGACCGUCCUCAUGGCCUGCAGUGGCUUCUUCUACACCGUCUUCAUCAACGCACACAAAACCGACCCCGCGGUGGUUAGCUUGGACGCUAAGGCUGACCCUGACGGCUUCGCCAUCCUGCUGGAGUUCAUGUACACUUCCUGCCUGACCCUAAAAGAGCGCUUCAUCAUGGCCACGCUCAACACGGCCAUUUACCUGCAGAUGGAGCACAUGGUGGAGACCUGCCAGCGCUUCAUGGAGUCCAGGGGUUUGAGCGUGAAGCAGCCGCGAGAGGAACCACCAGCUGGCUCCACCCACUUACCUCAGGACAUGACUGUUGACCUCCGUGACGUCUCUCCUCCUACAAUGCACUACGCAGUCAGCACUCCCCGCCUUCCUCCUCUACCUUUUCCGAUGGGCUCCGUCUCAAACGCCAAGCUGCUUUCCUGGGAAAUUCCGAAAGACUGCCGAGCCGUAACUCGCGGGCCGUGUUCCAACCCGGGAGGAAGUCGAGGCAAGCGUUCGAGUAUGGACCCUGAUGUCCGGAGUGCGAAGGUGGAGGAAGCUGAGGUAGAGAACUCUUCUCACGUGGUCACUCCUCGCAGCCCUCUGAAGUCGGACUGCCAGCCGAAUUCCCCGGCCGAGUCGAGCGGCUGCAGUCGAGAAGCCACGACUCCUCCAAAAGUGCGCAACUGGAAGAAGUACAAGUUCAUCGUGCUCAACUCUGCUGAAGGAGACGAGAAUCCGCUCCGGAAUUCGAACCGAGCCCUGGAGAAAUGCAGCGAGACAGCGAGGAAGCAGACGCCUGUCUCCAUGUCCACCCACGCCGCGAGACAUGAGAGCAAGGCCGAGACAAAGACCGAGAGCACUGAUCUGACCUGCGGUGAGUGGGACAAAAUGGAGAACGACUCGGAGAACCAUCAGUGUCUCCAUGAUGGCAAACUGUACGACUGUGAUGUCCUCAGAACCUCCUUCACCUCCAACCACAACCUCACUAACCACAAAUCUGUCUCUCCAGGUGAGAAGCCGUACCGCUGUGGUGUGUGUAGCGCUCAGUUCAACCGACCGGCCAACCUGAAGACUCACCUGCGCAUCCACUCGGGCGAGAAACCGUACAAGUGCGAGACGUGUGGCUCCGCCUUCGUCCAGGUGGCUCACCUGCGUGCUCACGUGCUGAUCCACACCGGCGAGAAACCGUACUGCUGCUCCGUGUGUAACACGCGCUUCCGCCAUCUACAGACGCUCAAGAGUCACCUGCGCAUCCACACCGGAGAAAAACCCUACCAUUGUGAGACGUGCGAUCUACGUUUUAGGCACAAGAGUCAGCUCCGUCUGCACUUGAGACAGAAACACGGCGCUGUGACCAACAUCAAGACCUCUAACCGCUGAAACACAGACGCAGCAAUUUUUUAUCUCUCUCUCACUCACACACACACACACACGCUAAUACAGUGGUACGUAUACUGUGGGGUUUAAAUGUCUUGAGUCUACUAAUGACUCAUCACAAAACUAACAUCAGAUUACAAUUCACGAUAUCUGUAUAUAAUGACUGUUGUGAAAUACUCUGUUCUGAUUGGUCAGUUGUGGUAUCCAGGGGUGUGUUUAUUUCUAAAUCUGAGCCGUUCACUGUAUAUAAGAAAUUUCGUUCAUAUCGGCUCCCUGUUGAUUUAAACGCAAACGUUUCUUUAACACUGGAGUGCAGAUGAGCGCUGACUUUAGCUAGCCAAUUCUGUGCAAAAAUAAAAUAUAUACGCAUAUAUAUAUAUAUAUAUAUAUAUAUAUAUAUAUAUAUAUAUAUGAGAGAGAGAGAGCACUUAUCAGUAUUAUGUGUUAGUUAACAUGUUGGAUAAGUGGUUGGUAGUGCACUCACACUCUUUACAGUCGUAUGUGUAAAGGUUCCGGAUGUUUUAUGUAUUAUAUGACGUGUUUUUAUGAUGUUAUAAAGUACACUUAUUUUUGCACUUGCUGAAUGUGGUACAUACGAGGUACUAUAAAAUUUACAUAAAAAAAUCCCCAAAAAAUGUAUUUAUAGAUGUUUUGUAGCUUUUCUGUACAGUAUUUUGAUAUAAAAAAAUAAGUGGAGAUGGGUGUUGUAAUAAAGUUUUUAAAAUAAAAA
Messenger RNA from Ictalurus furcatus (blue catfish), 2547 nucleotides. It is a transcript of the gene bcl6ab, whose product is annotated as BCL6A transcription repressor b. The record is from RefSeq and is a predicted model, not a curated record. The transcript is spliced from 9 exons. Bases 315 to 1820 code for a protein of 501 amino acids. NCBI's taxonomy places the organism in Eukaryota, Metazoa, Chordata, Actinopteri, Siluriformes, Ictaluridae. Gene Ontology annotation, molecular function: protein binding. Gene Ontology annotation, biological process: regulation of cytokine production; regulation of immune system process; negative regulation of transcription by RNA polymerase II.